ACUCCCUUCGGUUGUUCUGGAUGCCAUCAUACAUGGGCUGGGUGGCUGGGUGGAAGCGAGAGAACUCCUGCACAUAGCCUGGCUGAAGAGUGCAUUGUUAGGCUUUGUGAGCUGCUGACACACCUACCCUCCCAUCUGGAGUGCGAGGGCCUGAGUAUGGUGCCUGCUCUUCCAUCAGAACAGGCCAGAUGUCAAAGAACUCCUGUUGAAGAGGAGGAGAGAGAGAAAGAGUGUUCAGACAGGAGUCUCACGUUAACAACUGUACAAAUGGAACACUACACGUUUGCCCUGCUUGUGGUCUUUCUGCCCUGCAUUGAGCACUGCUCGUCCUCUUCCUGUGUGGUGGACAGCUUUACAGUCAAGCAGGACUUCGACCCAAGAAAGUAUGCAGGAAAAUGGUAUGGUCUGGAGAAGAGGGUUCCAGAGGGACUCUUCCUCCAGGAUAACAUUUCCACUGAAUACACCAUUGAUCAUGAUGGCACCAUGACAGCUCACGCUAAGGGUCGUGUCACUCUGUUUGGAUUCUGGGUGGUGUGUGCUGACAUGGCUGCUCAGUACAGAGUGCUUGACCCCUCUAUCCCUGCCAAGAUGUUUAUGACCUACCAGGGCCUGGCCAGCUACCUGUCCAGCGGAGGUGACAACUACUGGAUCAUUGACACCGACUACGACAACUACGCCAUCACCUAUGCUUGCCGUGUGUUGAAGGGGGACAGGACCUGUGAGGACGGUUAUGCCAUGGUGUUCUCCCGUAACCCCCGUGGCCUGCCUCAUGCCAUCCAGCGCAUCGUGCAACAGAAGAAGGAGGAGAUGUGCUGGACUGGUCAGUUCCAGCCUGUGCUGCAGUCAGGAGCCUGCUGAGCUCUUUGAGAUAGAGUCCUUUGGCAUGCUGGCAUGGACUGUCUGCAACUCGCUGUCUCAAAGAAAUAUUGUCAAUGUGACAAAUAUUUUAAACAAAAUGUUCUGUCUUUUAGAGAGUUGUAGCAUAAGUGUUAAACCUUUAGUACAAAUGCUAAUAUGCAUUCACACAUCUGCUGAAAUUUGAGGCUACAGAACAACUGUUGGUAUAAAAAUAUUUUUUGAAUAAAUCUUUAUUGGUGGAAUAAAAAACUGGAUUAAUCAACUAAAUAAACUGAAUUAAAUAGCUAUAUCUAUGAAGGGAAAAAAAAAUUGUUCACAUUGAGCUUAACGGAAGAGUCAGCUUUUCCAAACAAUAAUUGUUGUGGGUUUAUUCCAAAUCAAAUAACAUGGAUACAGAGAGCACCCCGUGAUGUUAGCACAUAAUGGUAGUGUCUGAAAACCAGAUCACAUGGGGCCUGAUUUAAACUACAGUGUAGAGUCAAAUUACUGAAAACAAACAAAAACACACACGGCGCUAGGCUGCCUGUACUGAAAAGUAUUUUCCAAAGAAAUCUGAUUAAGGAAAGCCAGGCUUAAU
Molecule: messenger RNA, 1435 nt
Organism: Electrophorus electricus (electric eel)
Lineage: Eukaryota; Metazoa; Chordata; Actinopteri; Gymnotiformes; Gymnotidae
Source: RefSeq, a predicted model, not a curated record